AUGUAUGAAGAGCCACCACCACUGCCCUUUCCAUCACUACAAAACCUCAAAGCCAUAGCAGCUGAUAUAAUAAAGAUCCAAAGAAAUCCAACAACGCCAGAUGUCGAAUUUCGAUUUUUUGAGCCGGAGCCCAGCAAUUCGCAAGCAGAGAAGAAGAAGGCGAGGCCCACCAACAAGGCCUGCGAAGUGUGCAAAAAGAAGAAGGUUCGAUGUGAUAUAAAUUCAUUUCCUCAUGAGCAUUGCACAAGGACAAAUUGUCAAUGCUUGCACCAUGAAGAUGUCUCAAAAGAAGAUCAAGUAGAUAUUCCUUCUCCAUCCUCCUCUUCCGUUGUUACUGCCAACACUUUAGCCACUCAAUCCAGUGAAUCAAUACCCUCGACAACCGUCUUCCGUAAACCCGGUCUGCUAAAAUCAGGCCAUUAUACAGGGGAAACUUCAUUUUGUGGUUAUCUUCCCUCUUUGGAACAACCCUCGGUCGUACUCGUUGAAGAAAGUUUCCCCACAUUUACUUCAAUACCAAAAGAGCCAUAUAUCGAUACAAGCGACAAGCUCUAUUUAAUAGACACUUACUAUGACAACAUGAACCCAUUCUACCCCUUAAUGUCAAAGCAGGAAGUCUUGUCGCAAUUACACAACCCCAAAUGCAGCUAUCUAUCUCCUCUCUUCUUUUACGCUUUAUUUGCACGUGCUGCUCAUGUGGAAACAACUGGCAGACUCACAACUGAUAAUCGCUCUUUUCAAUCGCUGGGAACAGAAUGCAUGAAUUAUGCAUCUACUCUUGUUAAUUACUAUAAAGACAGACCGAGAAUCAGCACUGUCUUGGCAUUGGUGAUCAUGACAAACCAUUUAGAACAAGAAAAGAAGCAUCAAGAUCUCACAAAAGCAUGGCUAUGGGCUGGAGAAGCUUUUCGUAUGGCGCUUGAUUUGGGAAUUCAUCGGGCCGUUAUUUCCACAGAGGCAGAUUCAACAGGGCAACUCUGUAUACGCACAUUUUGGCUGGCCUACAUUGCGGAUUGCACCAUCAGUAUGACUUAUGGAAGACCCUCUGCAACCGAGGAGAAAGUGCUCAAGAUCACUGCCAGAGUCAUCAAAUUCAAUUACUGCCCGCCACCCCCAUUUAUCAUUCAGGGGCCCGUCAAGCGACACAAUGCCUUUUUAGUCAGUGUAGACUCAUGGCUGAUCGACAUCAUGCACCCGAUGAAAGAACCAGAAUCGCCUAUAUCGAGUUCACCCAAUGUCCUUAUGGAAGAAUCGACCAUCUCGAAGCGAAUUGCAUUCCAAAAGCAAAUGUUCUUGUGCACCAACCUGAUUCUCCUUCAUAGACCCUACGUCAAUGAUGUGCUGGCUGUUCGAAACACCAGCAACAGACCUUCUUACGACAUUUGCUCCUACGCCGCUGUUAUCAUCACUGAUGCAGCAAGAAAACUAGAUCUCAGUGAGCUUCUCUAUCAUUCAAAAUCGCCCAUGAUUGCCUACGCUCUUGUCAUGGCUCUCCGUGUACAUAUCAUGAACGCUGCCAGCGCAAAUCCCGAGAAAUACAAUGCCAACAAAAACUUUAGCCUGAGUCUCGCCACGUUAAGCAAACUACCUCAAUCGCAAGACACCAAUUCCAUGCUGCAUCAUGCACUCAUUGAUCUGGAGCGACAGUACAAUAACAGAUUCUCUCUGGCUCAGGAACGAGAAGACGAUAAUCGCAUGCAACAGCAAUUGCAACAGCAGAUGCAGAUGAAUCAGCCCAUUGUUACUGCUGCUCAAAUUGUCUUUUCACCAGGAACAACAGAAAAGAGAAAAGAAAGACCUGGCAACAGCGAUAGAUCAAUGUCUCAGUCAUCCGUGCACCAGCUCGACGCCAAUGCUUCAUCUUUGCGCAAUUCAAUUGUAAUUAAAGACUACAACCAUCAAAUUGACGCUACAAACAAAAAGAAAAAGAGGGCCAAGGUUCAACAACAACAACAACAACAACAACAGCAGCAGCAGAUGGCUCUUGAAAAUCAACAGCACAAGCUUAAGCAAAAGCAAAAGCAAAGACAACAAAAAUUGCAGCGUGUAUUUCCCUCUGCUUCAACCUCUUCCAGCAGCAUUGUAGAUCAGAAACCAACGGUGCAGCCACAAGAUCAAUUUGAGAUCAAAUUCGAUAAAGAUCAGCCUAUCCAAUAUACACAACAACAACAACAACAACAGCCACCACAGCCAUCACCACCACCACAACAACAACAACAACUGCAACAGCAACAACUGCAGCAUCGUCAGCAUCACCAUCAUCAUCUGCAGCAGCAGCCAUCAUUGGCGCAACAACAAUUCCAGUUUGAUAAUGCAAUAGCACAGCAAAACCUUGGAUUUUACAUGCAAUACAUUCCCAGUAACAACAACAACAACACUGGAAUGAUGGCAAAUCAGGCCAAAGGUGCCAACUCAUCAGUGCCAUUUACUCCAUUAGACUUUCAGAUGAUACCUCAACAAGAACCUUAUUAUUAUACAACAACAACAGCGGCUGAGCCACAACAGCAACAACAACAACAACAACAACAACAACAAAACCUAUUCUUGGAUUCAUCCACUGAAAACACUGAUCUCGACAAAUUCUUGUCUUCUCAAAUGGACUUUGACAACAUUUGCUUUGGUGAUGGCUUGUACAAUCAGCAGCAAAACUUUGUUACCGAUGAACCAGUGUCCGUAUACUGUGUAGCAGCGCAAGAUGAUACAAUGGGCGUAUUGAUUACUCGAGCAACUGAACCAUCUCCUGCCACUACCACCACAACAACGUAUAAUAGUAACCUCAACAACUUUACUUUCUAG
Molecule: messenger RNA, 2796 nt
Organism: Mucor velutinosus
Lineage: Eukaryota; Fungi; Mucoromycota; Mucoromycetes; Mucorales; Mucoraceae
Gene: PBY1
Product: putative tubulin--tyrosine ligase pby1
Exons: 3
Coding region: 1-2796 (931 amino acids)
Biological process (GO): DNA-templated transcription
Cellular component (GO): nucleus
Molecular function (GO): zinc ion binding; DNA binding; DNA-binding transcription factor activity, RNA polymerase II-specific
Source: RefSeq, a predicted model, not a curated record